Messenger RNA from Helianthus annuus (common sunflower), 1764 nucleotides. Its product is annotated as parthenolide synthase. Gene Ontology annotation, molecular function: monooxygenase activity; iron ion binding; heme binding. The record is from RefSeq and is a predicted model, not a curated record. The coding region runs from base 13 to 1542 and encodes 509 amino acids. The transcript is spliced from 2 exons. NCBI's taxonomy places the organism in Eukaryota, Viridiplantae, Streptophyta, Magnoliopsida, Asterales, Asteraceae.
CCAAUAUACAACAUGGACAUCAUCACAGAAUGGUCUUUUAUAGCAGCACUUGUCUUCUCCAUCUUUUGCACAUUUGUAUUCACUUACACUAGUCAAAGAUUAAAUAGGCCAUCCAAGGCUUAUAACCUUCCCCCAAGCCCUCCAAAGCUUCCGAUUAUCGGAAACUUGCACCAACUACUCGGUAAGCCUCGUCACGAGGCCCUUUGGCAACUUUCCAAACAAUAUGGUCCCCUUAUGCAAAUCCAAAUUGGUUCAAAACAAAUGCUUGUCAUCUCUUCCCCACCCAUGGCCAAACAAGUCCUGAAAACUCAAGAUCAUAUUUUUUGUAAUCGUCAACCUUUCCAGGCCACUAAACAACUAUCUUACAACUUUGUGGACGUUGUCUUCUCGCCCCACGAUGCUCACUGGAAGGAGAUGCGCAAGCUGUUGGUGUCGGAGCUCAUGGGUCCCAAGAGAGCUAAAGUGCUUCAUCGCGUGUUGGUGACAGAGAUUGAGAACGUUAUUCAUUCUCUAUCACCAAACACAGCGGUAAACAUGAACGAUAUGUUUUUGGAUAUAGUUAAGCAGAUGAUGUGCAAGGUGGCGUUUGGUAACAACUAUAGAGAACAACCGCUUAAGGGUCCGUCUUGGGAUGUGAUGCUUGAUGAAACAAUUGAUUUACUCAAUGGAUCCGUUAGUGAUUCUUUUCCACUUUUAGGUUUUUUUAUCGACCGACUUAGUGGAUGGAAUCGUACGCUGAAUGAACGCUUUAGAAAUCUUGAUGCAUACAUCGACGCGAUCAUCGAUGACCAUCUCAAAGAAAACGUUGAAGAAAUAAGUGAGGAGGACAAAGAUUUCGUCCAUACUUUACUUGAGAUGUCUUCCAAAGAAAAUGCUUCUGGAUUUCGGCUGAAUCAUGCAGAUUUAAAAGCUCUGGUGAUGAACAUAUUUAUCGCGGGGAUUGAUACAACAGCUUUGGUGAUGUUAUGGGCAAUGUCCGAGAUCAUAAAAAAUCCUAGAGUGAUGAAAAAAUUACAAAGUGAAAUCCGAAAUUACACAGGAAGAAUACAAAAGGUAGAAGAAAUGAAUACAACAAAAAUGACAUACUUGAAAAUGGUGGUGAAAGAGACACUAAGGUUGCACACACCUGCCCCAUUGUUGAUUCCACAUGAAAGCUUAAGCCAUACUCAAAUUGAUGGCUAUGACAUAUUACCUAAUACGCCGGUUAUAAUCAACGCUUGGGGGAUAGCAAGAGACCCAAGCACGUGGGGGGAGAACGCGGCCAAGUUCUAUCCAGAGAGGUUUGAAAAUGUUGGUGGUGAUUUUGGACCGGAUGGGUUUGAGAUGCUCCCGUUUGGAGGGGGGCGAAGGUCUUGCCUAGCCAUGAACUCAGCUCCGACAAACGUAGAGUUUGUGAUUGCAAACCUUCUUUACUGGUUUGAUUGGGAACCGGCUAGCGGAACCAAGUGUGAAGACAUGAACAUGGAAGACUUUGGUACUAUCGUUCUUGGAAAGAAAGUUCCCCUAUGCCUUGUACCCACAAAGCAUAAGUGGAAGAAUUAAUGGAGCCUAAACUCUAUUAACUGCAAAACAUCUAUCUUUUCCUUCACAAAUAAAUUAAAUAAAGUACCAACAUACAAGCAGGUUAAUUUGUAUGUUUGCAUGGGUUUUCAGUUUUCUUGUAAUAUACUCUCUAAAUUCCAGAACAAUCAUCUGGCUUGUAUCGAUCCUAAAAGUGUUGGUUUUCUGUAUGUUUGUCUCUAUAUUUCUAUCCAGCCACUGUAA